Messenger RNA from Nicrophorus vespilloides, 925 nucleotides. RefSeq names its product induced stolen tip protein TUB8. NCBI's taxonomy places the organism in Eukaryota, Metazoa, Arthropoda, Insecta, Coleoptera, Silphidae. The transcript is spliced from 4 exons. The record is from RefSeq and is a predicted model, not a curated record. Bases 160 to 732 code for a protein of 190 amino acids.
GGAAUGCACUGCUGGCGGCUUCUAGUGGUCUCGUCACUCUUAACGGUGCUACAAACCCUCCUUUAUUAUCAACAAUAAGUCACACCGCAUCAACCGCAAGGAACCGCAACCGCAAACCCACAUCGAACACACACAUCAGAAACACAAACAAUUAUCAACAUGAAAUUCAAACUGCUGUUGUUGGUCAGCCUUUUCUGUUUGUUAGCUGUGCAAGCAAGGCCCGCGGAAGAUGAGUACGCCGAGUACGAGGAUGAACCUGCGCCUCCACCAAAACCUACUCCACGUAGCAACAUUUUGAAGGGCAGACGCAAUCCUUUGGCCGGUCGCGCCGCAAGUGCUAAACCAGCUAGUACCACUACAGCAGCUCCAGUUGAGGAAGAGGAGAUCGUCGAUGAAGAUGAGCCCGUCGAAGAGCCCGUUGAAGCAACCCCAUCCACUGAAGCGCCUAAGAAGAUCAAGGGCGGAGUGAGGCCAUUCAGGAGCAACGACGACCUCCUCGCAGCUCUUAAGCGCAGAAGGGAACAAGCCGCCAACAUCAAGAGUCAACCAAAGGCCGAGAAACACGAGGAGGAAUCCCAGGCCGCCGCCGAACCGGCCGUGAGCAAAGCCCGCGCCACCAGCGGCAGGAAGAGGUUCAACACCCCUAAGAACGUUGAGGCCGCCGCCUCUCAGGAUGAACCUGCCACCUCCGCCCCAGUCAGAAGCGGCAGAAGGUUCUCCACUAGGAACUAAAAUUUCUCUAUCCUAAAACUUAGUUACAUUUUUUUUUGCCGUAAAAUUAUUUUUUAUUUUUUUUUUCUGUUUAUUUUCUUUCUCCUUGGAGAGAUCUUACGAGUGAAACAAAGAAGUAAAAAGUUAUCCUUCCUAAAAAGAUAAAAAAAUAUAAAGUCUCCUUAAUCCUUACCGAAGGAUCCCGCAUUGGAAA